This is a messenger RNA of Trichechus manatus latirostris (Florida manatee), 840 nucleotides long. RefSeq names its product protein phosphatase 1 regulatory subunit 3E (gene PPP1R3E). Gene Ontology annotation, molecular function: glycogen binding; protein phosphatase 1 binding. Gene Ontology annotation, biological process: regulation of glycogen biosynthetic process. Lineage: Eukaryota; Metazoa; Chordata; Mammalia; Sirenia; Trichechidae. The record is from RefSeq and is a predicted model, not a curated record. Gene Ontology annotation, cellular component: protein phosphatase type 1 complex. Bases 1 to 840 code for a protein of 279 amino acids. The transcript is spliced from 2 exons.
AUGUCCCGCGAACGGCCCCCCCGCACUGACAUCCCGCGCAACCUGAGCUUCAUCGCCGCGCUGACGGAGCGCGCCUACUACCACAGCCAGAGGCCCAGCCUCGAGGAGGAGUCGGAAGAGGAGCCAGGCGAGGGAAGGACGCGGCACGGGGCUCGGUCCCGCGCUCACACUCCAAGUAGGGGCCGCCGGGCCCGCUCUGCGCCCGCCGUAGGAGGGGAAGCCCGGGCGCCCCGCAGCCGCAGCCCCGACACCCGCAAGAGAGUGCGCUUCGCCGACGCCCUGGGGCUAGAGCUGACCGCCGUGCGCCGCUUCCGCCCGGGAGAGCUGCCGCAGGUCCCCUGCCACGUGCAGGUCCAGCUGCACAGGGACGCUCUCCACCACUUUGCGCCGUGCCAGCCCCCCGCCCGCGCCCUCCAGGAGGCGCGCGCAGCCCUGGCACCGGCCAGCGAGCCCGGCUUCGCCGCCCGCUUACAGGCGCCGCGCAUCUGCCUGGAACGCGCAGAGGCGGGCCCGCUGGGCGUGGCCGGGAGCGCGCGCGUGCUGGACCUGGCCUACGAGAAGCGCGUGAGCGUGCGCUGGAGCGCCGACGGCUGGCGUAGUCAACGCGAGGCGCCUGGCGCCUAUGCCGGCCCCGCCCCGCCCCCGCCGCGCGCCGACCGCUUUGCUUUCCGUCUUCCCGCGCCACCCACUGGGGGCGCCCUGCUUUUCCCCUUGCGCUACCGUGUGACGGGUUAUGAGUUCUGGGACAACAACGGCGGCCGUGACGGUGCUCUGCGUGGACCCGAGCAUCCGGGCAGUGCCGGAGCCCCAGAGCCGCAGGGCUGGAUUCACUUUAUCUAG